Molecule: messenger RNA, 951 nt
Organism: Alternaria ethzedia
Lineage: Eukaryota; Fungi; Ascomycota; Dothideomycetes; Pleosporales; Pleosporaceae
Gene: ATG5
Product: autophagy protein 5
Exons: 3
Coding region: 1-951 (316 amino acids)
Biological process (GO): autophagosome assembly; C-terminal protein lipidation; autophagy of mitochondrion
Cellular component (GO): Atg12-Atg5-Atg16 complex; phagophore assembly site membrane; cytoplasm
Source: RefSeq, a predicted model, not a curated record
AUGGCUGAGAGAGACGUUGCGAGUAGAUUGCGCCAGAGCACUUGGAACGGGAGCAUUCCACUCGAGAUACGCCUGCACAAGGGCGACUGUAGGACGUACGACGAGUCGGAUCCUUACUUAAUACAAUUUCCACGCAUAUCGUAUCUCGGGCUGCUCAUACACAAACUGCAUGCCUUCUUCGCACGCAGCCUUAUCUACCCGGAUGUCACGCCCAAAGACGCAUGGCUAUCCUACGAAGACGUGCCGCUGAAAUGGCAUUAUCCACUAGGUCUUCUCUACGACCUCUACUCUGGCGCUGAGCCGGCGUAUCCCUCAGACACGGAUACAGAGGCUGAGCAAGCGCACAAGAUCGAGAGUACAGAGGAAGAGCGUCAACAUUUACCAUGGCGACUCACGGUACACUUCUCCGACUUCCCGUCCGAGCAGCUGGUUCAGCUCGACAAUGACGACAAGCACAUGCAUGAUCUGUUCAUCCACAGCGUGAAGGAGGCCGACUACCUCAGGACAGGAACAGGAAAGACAGUCAUGUUUCUAAGCAAAGAAGACAGCACGCAGCUCUGGAGCGGAGUGAAGAACCACGACUUUGCGGUGUACAACCCUAUCAACCAGAAGCUGCUGAACCCGCAAGGAGUCAACCUGAGACAUCUACCAGUGCGGCUCUAUCUCCCACACGCGUCGUCGGAAGGGGUGCAAGAAGAGACGGCACCCGGGAGUUUGAGAGUCGUGCAGAGGCUGGUGACGCCGAACCUGUCGUCUAGGCAACCACAGACCAUCGGGACAGCACUGAACGCGAUAUUGCCGACACUAUUUCCGAGCAGACGCAGUCCGCUGCUGGCGCAGGCCGUGUUGCACGGAGCGGUGCUGCCGCUGAGCGCGAGUGUGGAGGAGCUGGUGCGCGCGACGGCAUAUCUCGAUGGCUGGCUGCACAUUGCGGUGGUUAUGAUGGGCUGA